ACAACGAGAACACAUUGCGAUCGAGCGUUUACAUUCAAUCGGCACCCGGCACCCGGCUACGCUGCCCCUCAUCAGUCCUCAUGAGGCCUCUGCUAUAGUUUUCCACAACAAAGCCUGACCGAAGCGGGCCACAAUCAGAUCAUCAGUUACUCGGCGUCCGCAACCAUGGGUGUCUGCGCAUCAUGCCUCGGUAACAACCGCAGCGAGCAAUUCGAGGAGGACGACGAAUCUCGACUGCUGAACGAUGAUAUCAACAGCAUGCACUAUGGAAGCUUCGGACAGCAGCAAUUGACUGGACAGGAGGAUCCUCUCGAAACGCAAAGGGAAAUUGAGGCUUUGCAGAGGGUUGUGGCCAGAACCUCUGACAACAUGGUCGACAUUUUCGAAAUCACUCCACAAGACACACGCGCGGCGCCGAAGCAGUAUGAUGUUGAAGGAGAGGAAGACCCCAAGAUGGCGCGAUAUCAGAAUCUGCUCUCAAAACUCUCUGAGGACGCAGCUCAGCAGCCGCUAAGCCUGAGCAGCACAGCAAGCACCAAAGUUGACUGGGUACCGUGGGAUGAAGACAAUAUCGAGAUGCACAAUGGUGCCAUUGUGCCGCCGCUCAAGAUUGAGGCUGCAGAACCAUUUGUUGGCACGUUUGCCGACGCCGCUGCUGUUGCUGCUGCAAGAUAGCGGAGCGAUCGAUCGGAUUUUUCUUUAUUUUUUUCAUCUUUUCUUUUGAGAAAAGAAACUACAACAAAAACCGAACUGGUUUUGGGCACAUAGAUUUGUGAUGCCCAUACAUGCGGCGGAAAAAAAAGUAUCACCCUACCCUACACGGCUUGACGGCUCAUGAAGCAACGCAAGGCCACGCCACAAACGAUCUCCACCUCACCCGGCCUCGCAAUUCAAUCCCAUCAAUCUUGCUGUGGAAUUUGCGUUGCUAGCCGCCUACCUGGCCCCCAUGAACCCGAUUCGCAAGGAUUGCCCUGCUUCAGCCAACAGCCCAUCCCCUGCUCGAACUGACGAACCACAUUCUUGGCACCUGUUCCCUGUCUGUCACCGACGACACGCGAUCGCAUCAGAGGCACCCAAAGUCUUGUUUUCUAUGUAUAUCCAAGGAAGCGUCAUUCAACCAGGCCUCACUUUAUGCAGUUGCAUCACCGCCCGGCUUGGAAAUCGUUCUGCAAGAUCGACAUCCGAGAUUCAAAGUGACUUUUGUCAUUUGGCCGAUACCCACACAUACCCUACCCAUGGCGACCAGGCAUGGCUCUUGAAGUGAAUUCGGCAUUGAAAAAAGGGUUUGUUGCUCAUCAAGUCACAGGAGAUGUUUGGAUGAAGGUGCACCAUUGAAUUUGUUAUUUUCACGAAAACAUUACCACCAUAUUUCCUUUGUGUUCUGUUUGUCACAUCUACUGUAGUUCUCUUUUGUCUGUUUUUGUAUAUAAGAUAGCUUUCACACUCGGGGAUCACAAUCUGACGAGGGAUAUUAUGGCAGACUGAGAGAGGGUCUGUACCGUAAUAAAGUUUUAGUCUGGGAUCCAUCCGCCCGAAGUUAAAGAUCCUCUCUUCUGCAUCAGACCGCCGAAACCGGUAUUUCGACGCAUCAUGGUUCAGGG
Pyricularia grisea is the source of this 1601-nucleotide messenger RNA. RefSeq lists its product as uncharacterized. The transcript has 3 exons. NCBI's taxonomy places the organism in Eukaryota, Fungi, Ascomycota, Sordariomycetes, Magnaporthales, Pyriculariaceae. The coding region runs from base 166 to 675 and encodes 169 amino acids. Gene Ontology annotation, biological process: endosomal transport; cellular response to amino acid stimulus; positive regulation of TOR signaling. Gene Ontology annotation, cellular component: membrane raft; Ragulator complex; late endosome membrane. The record is from RefSeq and is a predicted model, not a curated record.